GAAAAUUUGAAAUCACAAAGUAAUAUUCUUCAAAAGAUUGCAAAGUAGAUUCUCUGUUAUCUUGAUCUUCUUUGCUUCCUUAUAACUCUAUUGAAAAGUUGAAAACAAUCUAACAGUGCAGUGCAUUUGGAUAUGCAGGCAUUCAAGAAAAUCUGCCUCCUGCAUCCUGUCCUUCUAGUUCUCCAUUUCUGGUUAACAACUUCAAUUUCUCAAAAUGCUUCAACAAUUAUUUGUGACAAACUCAACACUCAAACACCUAUUUCGAAGCCAAAUUCAACCGCGUUUUCUCGGCUAAACCGCAUUUUUGUUUGCAAAUCUCAAAAACUAUACCAUAGUGAUAGAACCUCUAUUAACCUGUUCCCAAUUUCCUACACUAACUACAAAUGUAAAAGUCUGAUCAUCUCCAACCCUUCUUGUUCAUCUCCACUACAAUAUGCUCAUCCUAAACUUCGAUCGCCUAGGUUUCGUCCUCCCAGACAGUCCAACUCACUUUUACUCUACAACUGCUCAAACAAAAACCUUGCUCCAUCAAUACAUUUUCAAAAUGUCACCUGCCUGCCUGCAUCUGGAGCUUCUUCAAAGAUUCAAGAACCCAAACUUGAUGGGCUUACAUUGUCCUCUUGCAUACUAUUUCAUGAUCGGACAAAGCUAGACAUGGGUUUUCAUCCAAGAGAUCUGAAUUGCUCAUGUUACAGCAGGGUGUAUGAAACACCUUCACAUGGAAACAAUGAAGGAUAUGGGUUGAAGACAAGGAUGUCUUUCGACAUCCCUGACCACGUUCCUAAUAUCUGCGACGAGUGUCAAAAGCCUAAUGGAAAUUGUGGUGCUGGGUUGAGGUGCGUAUGCCACCCAAAAGAGUGCAAAAAUAAAGUGAUUUCAAAGGGUGGAUCCAUCCUCUUCUCUUUGCUUACUCUAGUAGUAGUGAUGGCUUUGGAUCACUGAAGCAAGAAAGUUAAGUCCCUAUGUAUUGGUCUUUUUUUUUUUUCCUUUACUGUGUAGCCGACAUUCAAAUGGGGGUAAGGCUAGCCGACAUUCACCUCUCCCAGACCCUGCAUAAAGCGGGAGUCUUGUGCAUUGGGUACGACCUUUUUUACUGUGUAGCUGUAAAAAAGAAAUCAAAAGCAAAUUUUGGUAGUUGUUCCCAUUUCUCUUCAUCUGUCUGUCCAGUAAAGAUUCGUAGGCUCCAUUUGGAUGGAGAAAUUUGAAUGAAAGGAUUUGGAUGUGAAAA
Molecule: messenger RNA, 1228 nt
Organism: Malus domestica (apple)
Lineage: Eukaryota; Viridiplantae; Streptophyta; Magnoliopsida; Rosales; Rosaceae
Source: RefSeq, a predicted model, not a curated record